AUGAACCACAUCCACCAGUACUGCGUAUUCAGCGCCCUGAUGCAAGGGUUCUCCUCCGACGGAGCCACAGUGUCCGACAUUCUCUCAAAAUGUAACCACGGGCUCGGCACCGUCUGCAACAUGAAUGGCGAAAUCGUCAUCAUCGACGGGGAAGCCUACCACUUCACCCCAGACGAUAAGCUGCACAAGCUUGCGCCUACAGACCGCAUGCCUAUGAUCGUAGCGACAGACUUCCAGCCCACAAUGACGAAGUCGCUAGAUACGCUGCGUAUGGACGCGCUCAAGGACGCCUUGCAUCCGUACUUCCCAGCCAAACAGAACAAUUUCAUCGCCGUCCGUCUAGACGCCUCCUUCAAGCGGAUUGUCUAUCGCAUUGGCGGGCCCCAGCUACGGCCCAAAGAGUCGUUGCUAGAACUGGCCAAACGGCAAACAGUAAAGUCGUAUGAGAACAUCUCCGGCACUUUGUUCGGGUUCUACUCACCCCCUUAUACUAAUGGGCUCUGCGUGGCUGGAUUUCACCUGCAUUUCCUGUCGGAUGACCGUCGGGCUGGUGGGCAUAUUUUGGACUUUGAGGCCGAACAAGUCGUUCUUAAGGCGGCGGUGAAUACGCAUCUUCAUUUGGAAUUCCCGCAGUCUGAGGAGUUUAAUGAGGAGUUGAUACUACCGGAGUUGGCAAAGGAUUUGCACUUGGCUGAAUAG
Molecule: messenger RNA, 699 nt
Organism: Aspergillus alliaceus
Lineage: Eukaryota; Fungi; Ascomycota; Eurotiomycetes; Eurotiales; Aspergillaceae
Product: acetolactate decarboxylase
Exons: 1
Coding region: 1-699 (232 amino acids)
Biological process (GO): acetoin biosynthetic process
Molecular function (GO): acetolactate decarboxylase activity
Source: RefSeq, a predicted model, not a curated record